GUCACCCGUCGUCAAUAACAGCGGCCAUACCUUUCCUCGCGCCUCCUUCCGAGUGGAAGCGAGCGACAAACGCCGCCAGGCGCAGGCAAAGCCAAAAAAAAAAAAUGGGGUGGAACCUUGCGGCAUGGCUAGUACUCGGCCGCACCGCGCAGUUGUUGGGCUCGCUGGUCUCGGUCGUUUCACACGGCUACUUUACCGUCCGGCUUAAGGACUCGAGACACGGUCUGUCGAAAGAGACCACGGUGCUCGAGUUGCUGGCCUGUCUCCUCCUGGGCUACUCGAUCCUGGCGCUCAUAAUCCAGCAAGCAAGCCGACGAUCCCAGAAGACGCGCUGGUUGAAGGCCUUCGUCGUCUGCGACGUCUUGUUGGUCGCCGUGUUGCUCGGCAUCAUCAAUGUUUUGGCCCGCGCCGGGCUGCCCAUCCACUGCGCUGGCUUGACGCGGGGACACCUUGACCCGGAUGUGGUCCCCUUGCCCGGCUUCACUACUAUUGGCUUCAGCGACGAGGACCCCGGCCAACGAGGCGAGCUCGACAAGUUCUGCGGGUUCGCCCGGCCGUACUACGUGAUUGCGAAUAUCCUCGUCUUCACAUACAUGUUCACUAUCACAGCGACCAUGCUUCACGUCCUGCAAUCCGAGUACACAAAAAACACAAAGGUUGGCGAGCUGCUCGAGUCCCUCGAGCGGGCCGAUGGCGUCCGACUCAAACUCGUGGACUCCUCGUCGCCGCCUGAGGAGUCGCAUUGCCUAGAUCCUCCCCCGCCACCCCCCAGCGAGGGUAUCAUCACGCGCACCACAUCCCUCCGCAGCAACUUCACAACUUCAACAACCUCCGCAACACCCUCGCACACCGGCGCUUCCGGGGUCCCCCCGAUCCCGCGCCGCCCGAUCGGCCAACCACCCGCACUGCCUAGGCGGCCUGUCCCAUCGACGUCCCUGUUCUCACCCUCCCGCGCGGCAAACAACCCCGGAGCGGGACUCGCGCCUCCUCCCUUGGGCGAUGACGAGAAUGCCGAGGCAGCCCUUGUAACAGACGGUAUGAGACAUCCACCGCGGGCCCAACAUCAUCACCAGCGCAGCCUGUCGAGAGAUCCCUCCAGCCAACCGGCCGCGUUUCCGCGAAUGCCCAUGCUCUCGGAAGAGGACCAGUCUGCGGACGCGGCCCUUGUUUCGGACGGUAUGCGGCCCAGCGACCCCGCCCUCCCGCCAUAUCAGCCGGGCAACAGGCGCAUGUCGGGGCACAGCGGGGACAAUGAGAUGCGCUUGAGCGGGUACGUCAAGGGGCAGACGCGGGCGCAGAACAUGAAGGAUUCGGGAGGGUAUUGAUUGCCGCUCGAUAAUUGAUGGUCACCUGAAAGAACAGGGGCCAGGGCCCGGUCUUAUUGGUGUUGGGUCAGUCGUGGGGGUGGCGUCAUGAUACCAAAUGAAUUGUUUCACUGCAUGCAUCAUCCGGAGUUUGGGGGGUCAUUCUGGGGCUUUAGGAGGUAUGGGCGGAUCAGGCUUCAAUGGACUCGGGACAUUUUUUGGCGGUUCAACGGCGUACAAACGGUCCAACGGUGUAUAAAAGUUCCCACGGGCAGGCACGGCGAAGCAGCAGCUUCUCGAGAAUUGAGUAUAUCUCUUGGUC
Thermothelomyces thermophilus ATCC 42464 is the source of this 1626-nucleotide messenger RNA. RefSeq lists its product as uncharacterized. The record is from RefSeq and is a predicted model, not a curated record. The transcript is spliced from 4 exons. NCBI's taxonomy places the organism in Eukaryota, Fungi, Ascomycota, Sordariomycetes, Sordariales, Chaetomiaceae. Bases 105 to 1325 code for a protein of 406 amino acids.